GUUGGUCCAAGACUUUUUAGUGCGAGCUUACAAAACAAAAUGUUUGGGAGGACCACCUAACAAAGACCUCGUCGUGUCAACGGUUUCUCUGGUUGGGUGCUUCCUGGUAACGCUGUGUCAGUAACGGUAUUACUUAUAGCGACCGUGAUUAUACGCGACAAGCUUUUGUGGACCAGUCUUAAAAUUUCCGUUCUCGGAAAAGAAACCUCGGCUGGAAAGACGUCCACGGUGUGACUCUGGACCAAAUAUAUAGCUUCAUUCUCAGUGACCAGUGGGGUCCUGUCACUUCUCGACGUGGUUCAAAGUCAAUGUGUGCUCCAAGAUCAGUGAGUGAUCAAACAACAGCAAUAUACCGUACGGUGGUGAACUUCAAUUUGUGGCGUGAUCGUCGUGUCGAUAUAUCACCGCGUUUUCUAUCACAGUUGUGCGUGUAGUUUGAAAGUUCGAUAACGCCUUUUUAAUUGGUACGCGCUUUGUCGGGUCAUGUGUGACGUUAAGGCAGACUCUUCAUCAUCGACAAUCAUCUCGUAAGGAAGAUCUGUAGUUUGUGCAAUAGACACUGACGUGGGCGAUACAAGACACGGGGAGGUACAUGUCCUUAUUGCACGCACGUAAUUUCUAGUGGAGAAAAACAGGCACAACUUGAAGACCUGCGAAGAUGAUUUACUCAAUGCCUAGAGAGCCACGAGGUAAUAAGGUGAAGAUGCAGAGCCAAGGAUUCCCGGACUCUCACACCACGACAGUGACAUCGACCACUACGAAGACCGCUGGGUUUCAGUUUGAUCCCUCUUAUUUGCGCACCGUGCCUGGCCUUCUGAAGGUUGCGCAACUGGUGAUCAGCUUGAUAGGGUUCAUCUGCUCGCAGAUUGCAGCCUUCUCUCUUAGCACCAUCAACUGGUAUGGUUUUGUGUCCAUGACAGCCUUUUGGGUGACCCUGGUGCUGCUCCUUUUCUAUCUCUUUCAUCUGAUUGAGCGCAUCAAGUUCAUCCCCUGGCUGCUUGCGGAGCUUAUCUACUGUGGCGUGUGGGCACUGUUGUACUUUACGGCUGCUGUAGCUGCUGCAGUGAAAGGAAAAUGGGAAGAGGCCCUGGCUGCCGCAGCCUUCUUUGGGUUUGUCGCCAUGGCACUGUACGGAGCCGAUGCUUUCUUCAAGUACAAAGGCUGGAAGGCAGGCGACGUGGCCCAGGGUGAGCGGACGGCACCCGGUGGCGUUGGUGCGCCUGUGUCCGGUGGGGUGUCUCCCACAAGCCCCGGAUACCCUGCCUACUAACCUCCUAACCCACUCUGCAUGCAUGGUUGUAUAAAAUCCAGUUGCAAAUGCCGCACCGCCCCAUGGAAACACAACUUGUCUUUGAGAGAAGGAAUACGGGGAAAAAAGGAGCAUCAGGAUAUGCGGACGCUGUGUCCAGUCCGCCGGACCACGUGACCCAACUGCCAAUUUUCCCGGUCCCAAGUCCACCGUUAGCUACGUAAGCUUCUCACGUUAGCACACUGUCAGUGGAGCGUAACAGUAAUGUAGGAUGUGCCAUAAGUAUGCGUGACUAGAAGCUCACAUUCACAUGUGUAACUGCGUGCUUGUGUGAGACGUUAUCCCUCUUCCAAUGGUUUAAAGCAUUUUCAAAGCAGACAGUGGCUUCUCUUAAAUGCCUCCAAGCAUUGCAGUGUUGGAUGUGCAUUUCACGAGUACUGCGAAGUCCAAGCAUUCCCUUUCCAGUGUAACGUGAGCAUUUGUUGUUGUCAUCCAAGAGGACACCCGUAGUCAAUGAAAGGUAGGCGUAUGUCACACCUUUUGUUCCAUUUUUGUGACGUUUGGGGAGGACACAAAAUAGUGAUCAGUGAGCAUCAGUAAUGUCGUAGACAAUAAAACCUCUAAGCAUCUAGUGAAUGGAUAAACCUUAAGUUCAGUGAACCUUGCUUUUUAGCAUAGAGAUCAAACUGUCGCACUGUGUAUUUUAUCCGAGUUCUGUGAAAUUGUGUCGUGCGUAGAAAGCGCUCGCUUUCAAGCACGUCCCUAUUUUCGGUGUUGGCGCAUGGGGUAGAAUUGACGGUUAAAGGAAAGUGGUCUGAAGCACAACCAAAACGGUGACUGUGUGACGAUUAAUGCUGCUUUAAGUACAAAGUCACCUCUGCUGUACCAACACCACCUAGAUAUAGAAAGCCUGCGCGCUCGUCGACGUGACAUAACAAUUAAGAGUCAGCAAAUCAGGACAGUGUUUUCAACGGCGGCAGCCAAUCACAAACAUGCUUUCAGCGGUCAUGGCCAUGAAGACUGAAAGUGGUGAUUGAACGUCCCCGCAUACUAAAUGGGAAAACUUGGAAAUAAAGCGCAAAAAGGUCUCAGUGUUUCUCAAAACUGGUUUUCUGGAAAGCGUCUUGCACUUGUUGUCUAAAUAUUUAGGUCUGCAGGUUCCAGGUGAAUUGCAGUCAUUUGCGGGUUCUUGAAAUCGCAGAACGGUGAAUCGCAGUAGCAGACGAAUUCUGACUCUUAAUGUCCACGUAGCGAAGGAAGGAGAGGAGGCAAUGAGCAGGCUUUCUGUACUUAGGUGGUGUUGGCUGUACUGUUGUACAGUCCUAUUCACAUCGCAACAGUGGUGGCAAACACUCGAUCAUGUGGUGCAGUUGCACUUCUUGGUAUGGCCACAGGCAAAAGUACCAACCUCACGCACAACAUAAACUUUCACUUCAGUGGUUACUAGCGUCUAAACUACAUUGGCUGUGACAAUUACAUGGCGUUGCUGUUAAUUAUCAGUUGCAGGAGUAAUAGCAACAAUAUGAAAAACAAACAACCGUGGAAGGAAAUUACACGAGUAAGGGCCGCGACUCCAGAGCUGUUUAACGUGCAGUGCAUUCCAUAGCUUAUUUGAUAUAGCCAUUAUUUACUGCUUCUACUGCUGCUACCUCAUCCGUUUCAAGUGAAGUUUAUGAAGGUGGGGUCGUCUGGCAGAGGCAUGCAGGUAUCUCUCAUUGACCUUGGUGUGCCAAAAAACAAUUUAAAAAUGGUAGCAGGUUAACAUUUUUAGUUUUUAGUAAUUCUUUGGUAGCUGAACGAAUUUUUUUUUCCAAGUCAUGCUUCAGUAGUUAGAGGCACAGUAGAAUUGCUUGGAAUAUCAUGUUUUGCUCUGUGUUUUUAUAAUAACCAUUUUACUGAAAACACGAUAGAUCACUGACAAAUUUCUUUGGUAUGGUGAAGAAGGAGUAGAAUGGAACACCGAUUUCAUCAGCACUCUGUACCUCAAAAACUAUAUGCUGAGCAACUAUGUUUUGAUGAUUGAGAGUUAGAACAGGUUUCUAUUUAUUCAUAUACAAAAUAUAUUUUGUUCGAAAUGGCAUUAGAUUUAACCGUUCAUCACAUGUAGCAUUCUUCCAUGUUGACACGUUCGCAUUGUAUUUGUGGUGUACAUGUGUGUGCCCUUUAAUGGCAGAAUGUCCAGUGUGCUGUAUCUUUAUAAUGCUAUCAUCAUCGUGUCAUGUGCUGUGUUUUUGGACUGUUAUAAUUUGACAUUUUUGCACCCCUUUUUACAUACCAUAUGAAUUGAAUGUUACUUUUCUUCACUCCGGCUUGUGGUGUAUGCAUGAAGUUAUUUCUUCUUGAAGCAGCGAGUGUAUUACUAAAAAAUAAGAGAUUGUGGACAUGAAAACAUAACAUCGAAAACAUGUGUUAAACGUAUACUUGUAAGAUAGAAUUGGUGCCUCGCAUAAUUAUGCGGCAAGUUAAAGUUGUUCCAUGUUACAAGCCAAGCAGUGUAAACAACCUUGGAAAUUAGAACGGUGACUUAUUUGUAAUUUGGCUCAAAAUUAAAAUUAUAGGCUAGUAAAAAUAAAAAUAGUCUCAAUCCAGCCACCAAGGAACAACCAAAUGUGGCCGCGAUAUUUGAAGCAGAGGUAAGCACGUUCUGUUUGGCUUUUUUCGUUUUUCUCGUUACAGUUUCAUGCUGGGUUCUUUCCUUUUCGACUUUACUCGUUCUAUGAAGAGUGCACUUCCUCUCAAAUUUCACAAGCUGCUCUCUUUCGUAGCUUGUGUAAAAAUAAUUUGCAUUAAGUCUACAUUUUCAGUGACAUGCCAUGGAACAGAUUGUGGUGGAUACACCAAGUUCCAUUACGGCUGUACAAUUUGUUUCAAGUAGUGGCACAAACAUCAACAGUGGUUGGCAGAGUCUUUGGCUGAUAGCUGUUGGAAGCUUACAAUAAUUCUUGUUUUAAGCUUGUGCUUCCCCUGUUGACUAAACAGAGGUGGCUGCUUGGUGCAAAAUGGUACACGAGAAGUGGGUUUGUACGCUCUAAGAUAUGGAACGUGUAUGACCAUGUUCUGCACAUUCAUGCGGGUGUGUGUAGGGGUUCUUGGGAAGUAGGUGAUGUACGACGACGUUCUGCUUGACCUCUCCCAGCUACCUUUAUGCACCCUGUAUGCACUAAAGUCUAUGCGUGCAAAUAUGCGCCUAAUGAUGUGUAUGUGUCUACGUGACUAUACCAGCACGUUGGUUGCAUAAUUUUUCUACUGAGCAACAUCAAAUCCUUUUGCAUGUUGGAAAUUGUCAUACACCCUGUCAUAUUUGAGCUCCAAAAAUUAAUUUCAUAUUAAUGCGAUUUAUUUCGUAAUUUUGCAGUCGCAAUAAAGCACUGUAUGCAAUACACAUUGUCAUAAUGUUUGUAUGUUUAAACGCUACUCUGCCUCCACUGUCCUUAGUAAUCCAACAUUGUGUAGUUCCAGCUUCUUGUUAGCGGUGUUUUCGUGCGUGUCUCAUAAGGAAUGCACUUGUUCACAUUGUCUGUCUGUGGAUUUAUAAUGAGUCAUGUUUGUACACGAUACUGUUUGCAGUGAAUAGUGCUACAUAGUUGUCUGUUGCCGAAGCAAGGCUACAUGCUGUGUUGAUAGCUACGUGAAGUGCUCCAACUAGUGUGAUUCGUGUUCUUCCUGUGCAACUUGAAGGAUGCUGUUUAGCUGAGCUUUCAUGUAUGAAGAAUAUCUUCGUGUCAUGGAAAUGCAACUGUUAGCUUGACUCCAGAAUGUGUUCUUUGUUUGGCAAGUCAAUGUUGUUUUGAGCAUCCAGUUUACUAAAUGUGGUUCAAACUCCAA
Messenger RNA from Ornithodoros turicata, 5074 nucleotides. RefSeq names its product CKLF-like MARVEL transmembrane domain-containing protein 4. Gene Ontology annotation, cellular component: membrane. The transcript is spliced from 6 exons. The record is from RefSeq and is a predicted model, not a curated record. Lineage: Eukaryota; Metazoa; Arthropoda; Arachnida; Ixodida; Argasidae. Bases 659 to 1270 code for a protein of 203 amino acids.